Messenger RNA from Styela clava, 1632 nucleotides. Its product is annotated as UDP-GalNAc:beta-1,3-N-acetylgalactosaminyltransferase 2-like. Gene Ontology annotation, cellular component: Golgi membrane. Gene Ontology annotation, biological process: protein O-linked glycosylation. The record is from RefSeq and is a predicted model, not a curated record. Lineage: Eukaryota; Metazoa; Chordata; Ascidiacea; Stolidobranchia; Styelidae. Gene Ontology annotation, molecular function: UDP-glycosyltransferase activity; hexosyltransferase activity.
CAUGCUCAGCAUCAGCGCAUCAUAAGUAAACUUAUUACCGUAUCACACAGGUACCGGUAUUCAUGCAGUGCCAGACUAGUUUAUAUUUACAAAUUUAUGAGAUCUUCAAAUGCAGCUCUGUUUGUCUUCAUCGUUUCUACUGCGAUAUUGUCUAUUUUCAUACGACCAGCAUUGAAAUGGUCAAAAUUGCACAAGUAUAAAUUGGCAAUUGGAAUCUUGUCUGCCAGGGAAAAUUUUGUUCAGCGAGAUACUAUUCGUUCAACUUGGCUCUCCAUUGUCAGCAAUACAGAGCUUUUCAAUGACAUAUUUGUGAAAUUUAUAUUGGCAAACCAGGAUUGUAAUAUUCCAGUUGAAUACAGAAAUGAUGCUUAUACCUGUGAAGAAGCAAGAAAAAGUUUACCAGAACAAAAAGGUCCAAUCGAUAUCCUUCACUAUGCUUUUGUUGAUAACAAAAAUGUUGAGAGUUAUUCAGCGGAUUUUGUGACAGUGGGCUAUGAUUUUGUAGUGGCGUUUGAUGUCAUUCUAUCUGGUAUCACCAUAUCUAUAACAAAUGGACAAAAUGUUGUAGUACAACUAUGGAAUUUGGCAGCGGAUAGUCUUGUUGUUGAAGCAAGAGAUCCACAUCGUGACAAUACAUCUAACAUAUACAUUUAUGGUUUCCACCCUCAUUUAUUACCGAAAGGAUUUCUUGGAUCUUUAGUUGUUGUAUGCGAUAGGCAAAAAUCAUGUGUUGGUGUGAAGAGUUGGUUUCAAAAGCAUUCGUUUCAUCCCGCUAUAAAGAUAAGUCCUAUCAUUCGUUAUUCACUGAAGAAAGGAGAUUUUCCAAUUCAUAUCUUGCCUGUGACACUUGAAAAUAUGAUAUUGCCUGCAUCUUUAAUAAUAGAAUUUGCAGAUAUUACACAAUUGAGGAAGUAUGUACAAAACGGAGAAUAUGCUUAUUCUGAAAAACAGCAACACAUAUUUGAAACUGAUAAAAAAAUAAAGCAAGAGAUUCAAGAACAUGAUGAUAUUUUGAUCGUUUCUGAUAUUGAUGGUGCUGAUAUUAAAGAGACUUAUAGGAAUGUUCCCAGGAAACUUGUCAGUUUUCAUCAGUAUGUGGCAAGAAGUUUGAAUGCUGAUUUUAUCAUGAAAACAGACGAUGAUUCAUAUGUUGAUAUUGAAAAGAUUUAUAAGCUUGUUAAACAAAUAGAGGAGGAGCCACGCUAUGGACUUGGAAUAUGGUUGGGGAAUUUUCGCAGGGAUUGGAUUGUUGAUAGAUGGGGAAAAUGGGCUGAAUAUCAAUAUACUGCCUCUGUUUAUCCUGCAUAUGCAUGUGGUGCUGGCAACAUAAUUUCGUCGAAUAUUUCCAAGUAUUUGGCUAUUAACAGUCGAAACUUGAAAUUUUAUCAAGGAGAGGAUGUAUCCAUGGGAAUAUGGAUGUCUGCUCUAGAUGUUGAAUAUAUUCAGAACGAUCAAUGGUUAUGUGACGAUAGUUGUUUUCCAAACAUGAUGGUGUCAACGCAACACACAACCUAUGAUUUGAAGCGUUUCUGGGAAAACAAAAAUAAAUGCGGAAAUCCAUGCGAAUGUUUGUGAUUUUAUGACCCAUGUUUCAUAUAAAACCGGUGCAAUAAAACACAACACAAUUGUGAA